Molecule: messenger RNA, 2300 nt
Organism: Maniola jurtina (meadow brown)
Lineage: Eukaryota; Metazoa; Arthropoda; Insecta; Lepidoptera; Nymphalidae
Gene: Acsf2
Product: medium-chain acyl-CoA ligase ACSF2, mitochondrial
Exons: 12
Coding region: 65-1819 (584 amino acids)
Biological process (GO): fatty acid metabolic process
Molecular function (GO): medium-chain fatty acid-CoA ligase activity
Source: RefSeq, a predicted model, not a curated record
AUGUCAUUUGUCGUCAGUCCACGCGUAAAGUUAAACGCAGUGAUACGUAUUCAAGUGAAAUAUUAUGUUGAGUAAGAACGUGUUCAAUAAAACCGGCUUAGUUAGCAGGACGUUUAACAACUCUUUAGCUUUGAGAUUAGCUCGUCAGCUGCAAACGGAAAAUGGAAGCUAUUUUCAUAACCCGGGAUGCGAACCCUUGACCGCCGCGACGUUGGGCGAUGUAAUAGCGGAAACGGCUCAUAAGUACCCAGGGAGGGUCGCAGUUCGCUCCGUACAUGAAGACUUGACUGUCACCUAUGAGGAAUUGCUGAAUCGAGCAGACUCUUUGGGAUGCGCACUACGAGCUCAGGGUUUUCAAAAAGGAGAUCGUCUAGGACUUUGGACGCAUAAUUGCGUUGGUUGGGUUGUCGGUUGCGUGGCGGCCGCGAGAGCUGGUUUAAUAUCGGUCCUAGUAAACCCAGUUUACGAGAAAGCAGAGCUAAGGUUCUGCAUCAACAAGACAAAGUUGAAAGGUCUCAUGAUAGGCGAUACUCUCAAAAACAGAGAUUACUACGGUUUACUGAACACACUGAUCCCAGAGUUGCAGUCAUCGAAGGAGGGCUCGCUAAAAUCAAAAGAGUUUCCAAGUCUUACUUCAAUCAUUAAUGGAGGAAAAGAAAAAUUUAGCGGCGUCUCCACAUUUGACUCUCUGAUCAGUAAUUACAAAAACAACGCCGAUAUAACAAAGUAUGGAAGUGAAGUGAAACCAGAGGACGGGUCUCUCAUUCUUUUGACUUCGGGUACUACUGGUGAUCCAAAAGCGGGCCUCGACUCUCAUAUCGGUGUUGUGAACAAUGUCUACUUUUCUGGGAUAAGAAACAGUUUUAAUGAAGGACACCCAAUUAUAUGUGUACAGGCGCCAUUGUUCCACGCUCUAGGGGCGAUAGUGACACUGUUGUCCAGCUUGCGACACGGCGCGACUGUCGUGCUGCCGUCACCCACGUACAACGUAGCAGCGAAUGUUGAUGCAGUGUGUGCUGAAAAAUGCUCAAUAAUAACGGGAACGCCGACAAUGUACCUGGAUAUGAUAUCUCAUGUGAAGCGGAAGGGAGACCUACCUAUUAACCUUCGCGUAGCUCUGGCAGCCGGCGCCCCUUGCAGUCCGCAGUUGAUCAGACAAAUCAAUGCGCAGCUGAAAGUGGAGUCUGUCAGGGCCCUAUAUGGACUGUCAGAAACCACAGCUUGUGUAUUUCAAUCACUGCCAGAAGACAGCGUGGAGGUAGUUGCAGACACUGUUGGGUAUACAACCGACCAUUGCGAAGUUAAGGUAAUUGAUGACAAAGGAAAUACUGUGCCAUUCGGCACCGCAGGAGAAUUGAUGGUUAGAGGAUACCAUACAAUGAUUGGCUACUGGGACGACUCGGUCAAAACCAAACAAACUUUGAAAGACGAUGGAUGGCUACAUACUGGUGACAAAUUCAUCUUAUCUGAAGACGGAUAUGGAAAGAUUGUGGGUCGUCUAAAGGACAUCAUAAUUCGAGGGGGAGAGAACAUUGCACCCAAAGAAAUUGAAGAUCUCUUAAACACACACCCAGAUGUGAUCGAUAGUCAGGUAAUUGGAGUGUCAGACGAGAGAUUAGGUGAAGAGCUCUGUGCAGUAGUCAGACUUCAUGAAGGCGCGACUUUCACGGUACACGAUCUAACAAACCAUUGUAAGGGAAAAUUGGCUCGCUAUAAAAUACCUAGAAUACUGAAAAUCAUGGAUGAAUUUCCCAAAACUGUGUCUGGUAAAAUACAAAAGUUUAAAAUAAAAGAAUUAAUUGAAACCGGAAAACUAUGAUACCUAGAUAUCUACCUAAAUAUUAGAGAAAAUACUCAACACUCCGGGCUAAGCCGGCAAGAUUUUUGGGUAUUGAGAAUGGUACUAAGAAUUCUUAGAUAUAUUUUCGCUAUAGUAAAAUUUUACUUUAUUCUGAUAACUAAGUAAACUAAAAUAAGUUUUUAGCAAUUUUGUGCCAUUUGCCGGAGAAUCAAGGGACGUGUCGUUUCGGCCUUAGUUCCUUAAUUUAAACUUAUCUACCUACUCAUAGGAUGCUUGCUAGACUGACUUUUUUCGAGCUUUGAUCGAUAAUAUUUUCUUAGUUGCUUAAUUUAUAACUACAUCAAUGAUUUUGACAACGAUGUUAGAAGUUGCGACGAUAAUAUAAUUAACUGUCAUGCUUUAUAACAUUUUAUUUUAGUUCUUACUAUAGAAUAAGUUGAAUAAUGAUUUUGUGAAAUGAAAGAACCCUUUUUGUAAAUAAAGAAAUUUUUGUGGUAUC